Teleopsis dalmanni is the source of this 1699-nucleotide messenger RNA. It is a transcript of the gene mts, whose product is annotated as serine/threonine-protein phosphatase PP2A. Gene Ontology annotation, molecular function: protein serine/threonine phosphatase activity. NCBI's taxonomy places the organism in Eukaryota, Metazoa, Arthropoda, Insecta, Diptera, Diopsidae. Gene Ontology annotation, cellular component: cytosol. Gene Ontology annotation, biological process: peptidyl-serine dephosphorylation; mitotic cell cycle. The record is from RefSeq and is a predicted model, not a curated record. The coding region runs from base 613 to 1542 and encodes 309 amino acids. The transcript is spliced from 4 exons.
CAUUUGUCCUCGCAUGAAAACGGUUCAUAAGAAAUCGGAAAGUGACUAAUUUGAAUAACGAUGUUUGAAAUUGAAAACAAUUAAUUUUAUAAUAUUUAGUACGUUUAUGAAAGUUAUAUAUAUAUAUAAACAAUUAAAAAAGCAAUCAAUUGCAUAAAAUUUAUGCGAAACAGUGGAGAUAUUUGCUCUUAAAUUUAUUUAAUCAAUAUUUACAUGUUGUAAAUCAAUAUUUACGUGAAAUACGCCGGAGUGUAAUAUUUUUUUACAAAUAUAAAUAUUAAUUUUUGCUAAAAAUUUUUGGAAGUAUUGAAAGUUUAAGGAAUUUUGUAAAUUAAAAUCUUAUAAAAAGUCGCGGUUAACAAACUGAACUCGAAUUUCGAAGAGCGCAUUUGCCUGUGUUGAGCACAAAUCGUUCAGUAGUUUUUCACUCGUACGCGAAGUCGGUUAGGUUGCUAUUCGGAAUUUGCAUCCAGUUCUACUGCAAAUUUCUAACGGAAAUAACGUUUUUUUUUUUUAAAAAAAUAAAUAUUAAUUCUUUUUGUACCCGUGUUAAAAAAAGCCGUCAAAAUUGAAUCGACAAAGCUUGACGAGACUUUUUCUUCCACUUCUGUUAUGGAGGAUAAAGCAACAACAAAAGAUCUUGACCAAUGGAUUGAGCAACUAAACGAAUGUAAUCAAUUAACAGAAACACAAGUGCGCACCUUGUGUGAUAAGGCUAAGGAAAUUCUUUCGAAAGAAUCCAAUGUUCAAGAAGUGAAAUGUCCUGUUACAGUAUGUGGCGAUGUACACGGACAGUUCCAUGAUUUAAUGGAACUAUUUCGGAUAGGCGGCAAAUCUCCUGACACUAAUUACUUAUUCAUGGGUGAUUAUGUUGAUCGUGGUUACUACUCUGUAGAAACUGUAACCUUAUUAGUUGCGCUUAAAGUAAGGUACCGUGAAAGAAUUACUAUUUUACGUGGUAAUCAUGAAUCGCGACAAAUUACUCAAGUAUAUGGCUUCUACGAUGAAUGCCUUCGCAAAUAUGGGAAUGCAAACGUUUGGAAAUACUUUACCGAUCUUUUUGAUUACUUGCCACUGACGGCAUUAGUCGACGGACAAAUUUUCUGUUUGCAUGGCGGUUUAAGUCCAUCUAUUGAUAGCUUGGAUCAUAUUCGUGCGUUGGAUCGAUUACAAGAGGUGCCACAUGAGGGUCCUAUGUGUGACUUGCUUUGGUCUGAUCCAGAUGAUAGAGGCGGCUGGGGUAUCUCACCACGUGGUGCUGGUUAUACUUUCGGUCAAGAUAUAUCGGAAACCUUCAAUAACACAAAUGGCUUGACAUUGGUAUCACGUGCCCAUCAACUGGUUAUGGAAGGUUAUAAUUGGUGUCACGAUCGAAAUGUUGUCACAAUUUUUUCAGCGCCAAAUUAUUGUUAUCGUUGUGGUAACCAGGCAGCUCUUAUGGAAUUAGAUGAUUCACUAAAGUUUUCAUUCCUACAAUUUGACCCAGCACCCCGACGUGGCGAACCACACGUUACACGAAGAACACCGGAUUAUUUCCUAUAAGCAAAAUUGGAGCAUAUUUAUAUUCAGAUUAUUAAAUUCAAAAGUAUCAGUUACACAAAAUUAACAUAAAAAUAAUAACAAACGAUAAGAAACAAGAAAAAAAACAUUUUUUAAUUUAUAUUUCGUAUAAAGAUCACAAAAUGAUAAUAUUUUAAAU